This is a messenger RNA of Rattus norvegicus (Norway rat), 7069 nucleotides long. NCBI's taxonomy places the organism in Eukaryota, Metazoa, Chordata, Mammalia, Rodentia, Muridae. The record is from RefSeq.
CACCACAGCCCUUCACCAGUCCCGCUCUCAAUCUGGGCUACCUGGUCAGCAUUCCCUCUUUAGAGCUUUCUCAUAAACUUUGCAGUUAGAAAAUGGAAAUCCAGAAAGCCUUAGAGAGAUUUUUUUUUUUCAAAUGCAAUGAAUGGGGAGUAGUUCUUUGAGCACCCUCUUAUUCACCUCUUCUUUCCUCUGGCUGCCUGUCCUCCCACCCCACCCCCCAACCUGGAUGCCUAUCUACUAGAAAAGGCGCGAUAGCUUCUCUUCUCUCCAAGAUCGAGCUCUGAAGUCUAAUAUUCAUUUACUCUCACUCCCUGCCACACACCCCAAGUGUCUUCUCAGUGUUCUUACAGUCACCAGGUCCUCUGGACAAUUCUUGUCAUAACCCCAUUUCACAGACAAAGGCUUAGGAGGGAAAAAGAAUCAAACUGUUUCCUGUGUUAGCCAUUUUAAUGCUGUCCAGCCCCAAACGCCCAGUUCCCAUCCCUGAUGCUUCUUGUGCCUGUGUCUUGAACCUUCACAAUAGGAUGUGUGCGAUAUGGGGUGUCUCUUGGAUAGCUUUGUGCAGUUUCUUUAUAAAUCUGCAUUGUUGCUUCUGGUUUGUGGCCAUGAAGAAAAUACCAGCCCCCACCCAAAAGGCACUGCAGCCAAGUCGGUUAAAGGCAUUGAGUGUUGGAGUCAGUAGGGGGCGCAUUCUCUGCACUGGGUAAGGCUGCAGAGGGGGGAAGGGCCCCAGAACUAGAACAGGAUGUGCUUAACAGCGCCUUCUACAGACCAUGGGAAAAUGGGCCCAGCAAGACUUGCAGUGGGUGAGCUGACAGCAACAUGGCGAAGGAUUAAGUGAGUCUAGAGAGAGAUUUUAUUUAAGAAAGCCACUUCUCCGUUUGGAAAGUUGUCUUUUUUACUUUUUCAAAUAUGUUCACCCUCAGACUUCGAUUGCUGAUCAGUCACCUUGGUGUACAUCCUUGGGUCAUAGGUUCCCUUUCUCAAGAAUUCCUUGGCCUUAAGGUCUGAUGUGUUGACAUCUCUUUUCUAGGCCAGGUGUAAAGGGGGUUGUUUAAAACCUGAAAGUCAUAGGCUUGGGGGAUGAUCACUGGUCAAUCCAAAUCUUUCCAACUCUUUGGAGAGUGAAAAGUCAUUCUUGAGAGGUUUUUGUGGGGUAAUGAUUUUGAUAGCCAUGCAAGAUGGGUGUCGGGAUUUGCAAGGCUUUGUUGGUAAACACCAGGUCCCUAUUGAGUUCUUCAUUGUCAAACUUAAUAGAGUUAAUUGCAGAAGUGUGUUGCCUUCCACCUUCAGCAGCCUUCCAGCAGUACACUGUCAAUAGCCAACGCCUUUGCAAGUGUUGACACCAGUCUUCAGUGCGCACCCACCUUUUCAGGGUGUGUGGAUUUCUGUAGAUUUUAUUCCUGUUGUUAUUUCCAUAGGUGUGAGAUGCACAGUACGAAACCUAGGCCCCAACUUUUACACCGCGAUGCACAGGGUUGCACUUUUUGUACUGAACUGAUAGGUGGCCUAGUGGUUAUUCCCUGUACUGCCAUUUUGAGGAUCUGGACUCCGUUCCCUGCCUUGCUCUUUGGACUACAUUGUCAAUUCACACCGAAACUAUGUUCCAACUUCCUGUCAACAAUCUUGGCAGUUUAAGAAAAGCCCGGAAAACUGUGAAAAAAAUACUUAGUGACAUUGGGUUGGAAUACUGUAAAGAACAUAUAGAAGAUUUUAAACAGUUUGAACCUAAUGACUUUUAUUUGAAAAACACUACAUGGGAGGAUGUAGGACUGUGGGACCCUUCUCUUACAAAAAAUCAGGACUAUCGGACAAAACCUUUCUGCUGCAGUGCUUGUCCGUUUUCCUCAAAAUUCUUCUCUGCCUACAAAAGUCAUUUCCGGAAUGUCCAUAGUGAAGACUUUGAAAAUAGGAUUCUCCUUAACUGCCCUUACUGUACCUUCAAUGCAGAUAAAAAGACUUUGGAAACACACAUUAAAAUAUUUCAUGCUCCAAACUCCAGCGCACCAAGUAGCAGCCUCAGCACUUUCAAAGAUAAAAACAAAAACGAUGGCCUUAAACCUAAGCAGGCUGACAAUGUAGAGCAAGCCGUGUAUUACUGCAAGAAGUGCACUUACCGAGACCCUCUCUAUGAGAUCGUCAGGAAGCACAUCUACAGGGAACAUUUUCAACACGUGGCAGCACCCUACAUAGCAAAGGCAGGAGAAAAAUCACUCAAUGGUGCAGUCUCUCUGGGCACAAAUGCCCGAGAAGAGUGUAACAUCCACUGCAAGCGAUGCCUUUUCAUGCCCAAAUCCUAUGAAGCUUUGGUACAGCAUGUCAUUGAAGACCAUGAACGGAUAGGCUAUCAGGUCACUGCCAUGAUUGGACACACAAAUGUUGUAGUUCCCCGAGCCAAACCCUUAAUGCUAAUUGCUCCCAAACCUCAAGAAAAAAAGAGCAUGGGACUCCCACCAAGAAUCAGUUCUCUUGCUUCUGGAAAUGUCCGGUCUUUGCCAUCACAGCAGAUGGUGAACCGAUUGUCAAUACCAAAGCCCAAUUUAAAUUCAACGGGAGUCAACAUGAUGUCCAAUGUUCACCUGCAGCAAAACAACUAUGGAGUGAAAUCUGUGGGCCAGAGCUAUGGUGUUGGCCAGUCAGUGAGGCUGGGGCUAGGUGGCAAUGCUCCAGUUUCCAUCCCUCAACAGUCUCAGUCUGUCAAACAGUUACUUCCAAGUGGAAAUGGGAGGUCCUACGGGCUAGGUGCUGAGCAGAGGCCCCCGGCAGCUGCCAGGUAUUCCCUGCAGACUGCCAACACGUCCUCUCUACCCCCAGGCCAGGUAAAGUCUCCCUCUGUGUCUCAGUCACAGGCAUCUAGAGUAUUAGGUCAGUCCAGUUCUAAACCUCCACCAGCAGCCACAGGCCCUCCUCCAAGCAACCAUUGUGCCACUCAGAAGUGGAAAAUAUGUACAAUCUGUAAUGAGCUUUUUCCUGAGAAUGUCUACAGUGUUCACUUCGAAAAGGAACAUAAAGCGGAGAAAGUUCCAGCAGUAGCUAACUACAUUAUGAAAAUACACAAUUUUACUAGCAAAUGCCUCUAUUGUAAUCGCUAUCUGCCCACAGAUACCCUGCUCAACCAUAUGUUAAUUCAUGGUCUGUCUUGUCCAUAUUGCCGUUCCACCUUCAAUGAUGUGGAGAAGAUGGCAGCACACAUGCGAAUGGUUCAUAUUGAUGAGGAGAUGGGGCCUAAAACGGAUUCUACCUUGAGCUUUGAUUUGACAUUGCAACAGGGCAGUCACACCAACAUUCAUCUCCUGGUGACCACAUACAACCUGAGAGAUGCCCCGGCUGAAUCAGUUGCUUACCAUGCCCAAAAUAAUGCCCCAGUUCCUCCAAAGCCACAACCAAAAGUUCAGGAAAAAGCUGAUGUCCCUGUUAAAAGUUCACCUCAAGCUGCAGUGCCCUAUAAAAAAGAUGUGGGGAAGACCCUCUGCCCUCUCUGCUUUUCAAUCCUAAAAGGACCCAUAUCUGAUGCACUUGCACAUCAUUUACGAGAAAGACACCAAGUUAUUCAGACAGUUCAUCCGGUUGAGAAAAAGCUAACUUACAAAUGUAUCCAUUGCCUUGGUGUGUAUACUAGCAACAUGACAGCCUCAACCAUCACUCUGCAUCUAGUCCACUGCAGGGGUGUUGGAAAGACCCAGAAUGGCCAGGACAAGACAAACGCACCUUCUCGGCUCAAUCAGUCUCCAGGCCUGGCCCCUGUGAAGCGCACAUAUGAGCAAAUGGAGUUUCCACUGCUAAAGAAGCGAAAGCUGGAGGAUGAGAAUGACUCCCCAGGCUGCUUUGAAGAGAAGCCGGAAGAGCCUGUUGUUUUAGCUUUAGACCCCAAGGGUCAUGAAGAUGAUUCAUAUGAAGCUAGGAAAAGCUUUCUCACAAAGUACUUCAACAAACAGCCCUAUCCCACUAGGAGAGAAAUUGAGAAGUUAGCUGCCAGUCUGUGGCUGUGGAAGAGCGACAUUGCCUCCCAUUUCAGUAACAAGAGGAAGAAGUGUGUCCGUGACUGUGAGAAGUAUAAGCCUGGUGUGCUGCUAGGUUUUAACAUGAAAGAAUUAAAUAAAGUCAAACAUGAGAUGGAUUUUGAUGCUGAGUGGCUAUUUGAAAAUCAUGACGAGAAAGCCUCAAGAGUCAAUGCUAGCAAGACUGUUGACAAAAAGCUUAACCUUGGGAAAGAAGAUGACAGCUUCUCAGAUAGUUUUGAACAUUUGGAAGAAGAAUCCAAUGGAAGCGGCGGCCCUUUUGACCCUGUCUUUGAAGUUGAGCCUAAAAUUCCCAGUGAUAAUGCAGAGGAGCCUGUGCCGAAGGUAAUUCCUGAAGGUGCUUUGGAGUCUGAGAAGCUAGACCAAAAAGAGGAGGAGGAUGGUUCAAAAUAUGAAACCAUCCAUUUGACUGAGGAACGAGCCAAACUGAUGCAUGAUGCCUCUGAUAGUGAGGUAGACCAAGAUGAUGUGGUUGAGUGGAAAGAUGGUGCUUCGCCAUCUGAGAGUGGGCCUGGUUCCCGACAGGUCUCAGACUUUGAGGAUAAUACAUGUGAAAUGAAACCAGGAACCUGGUCUGAUGAGUCUUCCCAGAGUGAAGACGCAAGGAGCAGUAAGCCGGCUGCCAAAAAAAAGGCUACAGUGCAAGAUGACACAGAGCAGUUGAAAUGGAAGAAUAGUUCCUAUGGAAAAGUUGAAGGGUUUUGGUCCAAGGACCAGUCACAGUGGGAAAAUGCAUCUGAGAAUGCAGAGCGCUUACCAAACCCACAGAUUGAGUGGCAGAAUAGCACAAUUGACAGUGAGGAUGGGGAGCAGUUUGACAGCAUGACCGAUGGAGUUGCCGAUCCCAUGCACGGCAGCUUAACUGGAGUGAAGCUGAGCAGCCAGCAAGCCUGAGGCCCUGGCCUGCCAUAGCGUACGGGCUGUGUUCUGUCCUGGACUUAUGCUCUCCUUCCAGUCUGACUGCAAAGCUGUCUUCUAAGCUGGAACUACCUUGUAAGGACUGGUCAGUCAGCGGGCUGUGGGGAUAUGUGACCACUACAGUCCAGUGGUCACUUCCAAGUCUAUGACAUAUAUUGGUUGAUCUUGCUUCAGACUCUUCUCUGGUAGACUGGGUGAUGAAGUGUGAAAAACCAAUAAGCUGUGGCUCAUGAAUGCACACAGGGAGGAGGAGUUCAGUACCUAUCUGCCUUCCCAGCAUUUCUUCCCCUCAGUAAGAAGUUUGGUUGGAUGUCCUGGGAAAGCCUUACCCUGAUUCACAUAGUAGUGCAGGGCGGGCAUACACACUACCAGUCAAAUGUGUCUACUAGACGUGGGAACAUGGACUGGGUUUUUUUUUUUUUUCAUGUAUUCAUUCUGAAUAGUUGAAAUGUAUAUUUGUACAGUCUUUUAGACCUCAAGUGAUGCUUAUGACACUGUUACUGUGUGCCCGUCAUAGAUUGGUUUUUAGUGUUGCCCUUGCUGUGUGAUAAAUGCUAUAUCUAGUUUACCUAGCAGAAGCUUGACCCUGCGAUAGUAUGGACCUUUGGACAGACUUAGUUUUUGCACAUAACCUUGUACAAUCUUGCAACAGAGGCCAGCAACAUAAGAUAUAUAUCUGGACUCUCCUGUAUUAUAGAAUUUUUUUCUUGUUCUGAGUAUCCUUGACAUUACAAUUGUCAAAAAUGGUAUUUCAGAUCUCUUUCUGAGACCUUUUAAGCUAAAAUAACAUGCAAGAAUUGAUUUUACAGCUACUAAUUUUGACACCUUUUAGAUCUGUAAGAGUGUUGUGUCAGAGCAGCAAGCACAGUUGAGCGCUGCAUUUGGGAUAUUUAGUUUUCUCUUUAGUUGAGCACCACCAUCGUUUAUACCAUCUAAUAUAUGACACACUGUUGUGGUCUGUAUGAUUCUGCGGUCUUUAUUUCCCUUUGUAUUCAUUUUAAGCAUCUAAAUAAAUUGCUGUAUUGUGCUUAAUGUAAAUAUUUGCUUUUAUUACACACCACAGUCCUGUGUGUCUGUUAACAUCUUUUGCUGUUUGAUACCACAGCACCCUGGGCAGAGAUGGAAGCCACUCUCACAAAGUACUGUGGGAAAUCACGAUCUAUCAUUUGCCUAAAGCAUGCUUUCUCUCCAGGCACCUGCUACAGAUUGUGUUCAUUUGUGUAUGUUUCCUUUUUGCUGCAAAAGUAAACAUUCUUGAGGUUUUCAAUUCCCCUUUUGAUAAGGACCAGAGCCUGCCUGGGUCUCUAUGUAGAUCAUCAUAGUGGAGGACAGAACUCUGUUGGCCCUGGUGGGCUUUCUUCCCUGCGUCCUGUUCAUUCCCUCCUUAUGGCAACACUUGUACCAAGCAGGCAGCUGCUCUGUCUCUGGAGUCCUUUGACUGUUUUGCCCUGAAGAGAGAGGCUGGUGAGCACACAGUUGGGGCACUUGGCACUGAUGGAGCUGGUACAUUGACUGAGCAAGAGAGUUCUGAGAACAGGCUAAAUGCAGAGUGCAGUAAGGAGGCAGAAGUGGCAGAACAUACAGGGUGGGACUUCUCCGUGCUGGGGGAGGUCAGCCACCUCUCUGCUACCUUACCUUAGAGAAGUCAGAAGUGGCUACCUUCAGGACUCCUGAGCCUCUUUCAAGAAAAGACCUGUUACCUGACUUAGUACCAGUAAAGGAGAAUGUGCAGUUCUAGCAUGAGCUGCUAUAGCUGGCUUGGAGCUUUUCUAGUCAGUUGCCAGGAUACAUUAUAAAUGUGUGCAGCAGCUCUCCCCCGGGGAGGGUUAUCUCCAUGUCCACAUGCUAAAGACACCCAAUCAGAAACACCAGCUGACUUUCUUUUUAAGCCACCUCCCAUUUGUGCAAAUUUAGGUCUGCAAGGACCAGUAAUGAGACCAGUACAGGUAGAAUGGAAGUGAGGUUGUGGUCCUCCCUGGACCUGUGCAGCGUCCAGGUGCUUCCCUGCCAAGUGGAUGGGUGUGAGACCUCAGCACCAAAAGGGGUGUAACUGCUGUGGAAUUUGGUGCCCAACUGGAAAUCAUGCUGAAGCUCUAAAAGUGUCUCAAUAAAAGCCAUUUUGAAAGAAAGAA